Molecule: messenger RNA, 3589 nt
Organism: Monomorium pharaonis (pharaoh ant)
Lineage: Eukaryota; Metazoa; Arthropoda; Insecta; Hymenoptera; Formicidae
Product: paramyosin, long form
Exons: 16
Coding region: 244-2877 (877 amino acids)
Cellular component (GO): myosin complex
Source: RefSeq, a predicted model, not a curated record
CUACGAGUAGGGCGCUGGUCGGCUCCGAAACCCCGAAGAGGAGGAAGAAGAAGAAGAUUGUGGAAGAAAGUGGAGGUAGACUCACCAACAAACAACUAAGGCCGAGGCUAUUUGACUUAGCUAGGCGCAAAAAGAAGGAUCGUUACUGGUAAAGGGUGUCUAAAUUAAGGAGGACUUAAGUCCGGCAAAGUACGAAGAAAAGCCAGAACUUGUUGAAGAUAAAUAGAGAACGAAGCGAAAAAAAUGUCGUCUUCAGCGGUUGCUAAAACCUCUAAGUACACGUACCGCUCCACUGGCGGUGCGGGUACUGCAGAUGUUAGCAUCGAAUACAGCGCCGACCUGAGCGCUCUCACCAGACUCGAGGACAAAAUCCGCCUACUGCAGGAUGACUUAGAGUCUGAGAGAGAGCUGCGUCAGAGAAUCGAACGCGAGCGCGCUGAUUUAAGCGUGCAAGUCAUCCAACUAUCCGAACGUCUCGAAGAAGCCGAGGGUGGCGCCGAAUCUCAAUUCGAGAUCAACAAAAAAAGGGACACGGAACUGGCCAAGUUGCGUAAACUACUCGAAGAUGUCCAUCUCGAGAGCGAGGAAACCGCACAUCUUUUGCGCAAAAAGCAUCAAGAGGUCGUUGUCGACUUUCAAGAUCAGAUUGACCAACUUUCGAAAGCACGUGCCAGGGCUGACAAAGAAAAAUCUAAAUUCCAGCAGGAAGUGUAUGAACUCCUCGCUCAACUUGACAAUGUUACUAAAGAAAAGUUGAUGUCAAUAAAAACAGUUGAGAAACUUGAAAUACAUAUAUCUGAAUUGAAUGUUAAAAUCGAGGAAUUAAAUCGUACAAUUGUUGAUAUUACCAGUCAUAAAACUCGGCUGUCUCAAGAGAAUAUUGAAUUAGUCAAAGAAGUGCAAGAUCUUAAGGUAAACAUCGAAAAUGUUACUUAUCUGAAAACGCAAAUCGCGGGUCAACUCGAGGAUGCCCGUCGUCGUCUUGAAGAUGAAGAACGUCGUCGUUCAUUGAUUGAAGCUUCUUUACACCAGGUUGAGGUGGAAUUGGAAUCCGUUCGCGUCCAAUUGGAAGAAGAAUCUGAAGCGCGUUUAGAUAUUGAACGACAAUUAGUCAAAGCUAAUGGAGAAGUUCAGGUGUGGAGGUCAAAAUACGAGACCGAGGCUAAUGCUCGUAUCGAAGAGGUAGAAGAACUUCGUCGCAAAUAUUCUGCUCGCAUUCAAGAACAGGAAGAACAAAUUGAGACCUUGCUUGUGAAGAUUAACAAUCUUGAAAAGCAGAAAUCGCGCUUACAAUCUGAAGUAGAGGUUUUGAUUAUUGAUCUAGAAAAGGCCAAUGGAACUGCUCGUGAACUUCAAAAGCGUGUUGAACAUCUUGAAAAGAUCAAUAUAGAAUUGAAGACACGCUUGGACGAAACUCUUGCCAUGUAUGAGCAAAGCCAGCGUGAUCUCCGUAACAAGCAACAAGAACUACAACGCGUAAAUGCCGAACUCGAUAAGACCCGCGAAAUGAAAGAUCAAUUGGUCCGUGAAAACAAGAAACUUGGAGACGAUCUUAGCGACGCAAAGAAUCAAUUGGCUGACAUGAAUCGCAGACUCCAUGAACUGGAGUUAGAACUUCGUCGAUUGGAGAACGAACGUGAAGAAUUGGCUGCCGCCUAUAAGGAAGCUGAAGCAGGCCGCAAAAUUGAAGAGCAACGUGCUCAAAGAUUGUCAGCUGAAUUGAGCCAACUACGUCACGAGUUCGAACGUCGCAUUGCUGAAAAAGAUGAAGAGAUUGAAGCUAUUCGCAAACAAACCAGCAUUGAAAUCGAGCAGCUGAACGCCCGUGUGGUGGAAGCUGAGACGAGGUUGAAGACUGAGGUUCAACGUAUAAAGAAGAAGAUGCAGAUCCAAAUCACUGAACUUGAAUUGACCUUGGAUGUCGCUAACAAGAAUAACAUUGAUUUGCAGAAGACCAUCAAGAAACAAUCUCUCACUUUGACCGAAUUACAAGCUCAUUACGACGAAGUACAACGCCAGUUGCAAGUGACCCUGGAUCAACUGGGCAUCAGUCAACGUCGUCUCCAAUCAUUGACGGCCGAGCUCGAGGAAGUCCGCGGCAAUUACGAAUCUGCCCUACGCGCGAAGAGAACUGUCGAGCAGCAAUACGAGGAAUCGGUUAGUCGCAUCAACGAAUUAACUACGAUCAACGUAAACAUAGCUUCAUCAAAGGCUAAACUCGAGCAAGAACUGGCCACCUUGGCUGGAGAUUACGAAGAGGUCACUAAGGAGUUGAGAGUCAGUGAUGAGAGAUAUCAGAGAGUACAGAAUGAACUCAAACAUACUGUCGAGAUUCUUCAUGAAGAACAGGAGCGUAUUGUCAAGAUUGAGGCUAUCAAGAAAUCGCUGGAGAUAGAGGUAAAGAACUUGUCCGUCAGAUUGGAAGAGGUUGAGGCCAACGCCAUUGUUGGAGGCAAGCGCAUCAUCAGCAAGCUCGAAGCUAGGAUUCGCGAUCUGGAACUCGAGUUGGAUGAAGAAAAGCGCCGACAUGCUGAAACUGUAAAGAUACUGCGCAAGAAGGAGCGCAACAUUAAGGAGGUAAUGAUUCAAGUUGAAGAGGAUUCGAAGAACAUUUCCCUGCUGCAGGAAUCGCUUGACAAAGCUUCCCAGAAGGUCUGCCUCUACAAGAGACAGCUGCAGGAGCAGGAAGGCAUGUCCCAACAGAGCGUUACCAGGGUUCGCCGAUUCCAAAGAGAACUCGAGGCCGCGGAGGAUCGCGCCGACACGGCGGAAAGCAACUUGAGCCUGAUACGUGCCAAACACCGCAGCUUUGUCACCACUUCAACCGUACCCGGUUCCCAGGUGUACCUCGUCCAGGAGACGAGGCAGGAUUUGUAAAAUAAUCACCGCGUCACCUUAUCCUUUGCCACUUCGAACGUCAUGUCGUCGUCCUUUAUAAACGCACAUUGAACAUCUUACAAGAAAAAAAAAGAAAAGAAGACGCGACGACAACCAUCUUCCUAAAGAGGCCAAGAAAGAGAGAGAAAGAGAGAGAGAGAAAGAGAGAAUUUUCAACGGGCCGCACGACAUGUUAUUUUUGAGGGGUUUAAAUUGGAGCAACCAGAAUACGCACCUAUAGACAUAUAAAUAUCGUUGCAAGCACGGUAUUUACUGUCACGUAACGACCCGUUGUAAAUUCGAAAUUGCUUGGCCAACGAAAUGCGAUUAAUACAUCGCAACGAAAACAUUAAAGUAAAAAAAAAUUAACGCUCACUUUACGUUAUUUAUUCAAAGUAUCAAAAACGUCAAAAUUAAGAAGCAAUAUAUCAUUUAACAAAUAAAAUUUGACAAUCUUCUCGUCCUAAUUAUAUGAAUACAAUCGAACGUGAGGGCAGAGAAAAACGGAUAAGAAAAUAUUAAUGGCACUUUAUGCCAUUCUACUAUACGCGCGUGUCGCAAUUGUAUUUAAAUGAAUAAUUUUAAUUCUACUCUAUUACUAUAUAGAUAGGUAACUAUUGCCCAUAUAUACACGACUCUCACUGUACAACAUACACAAUAACCAGUGUCAACAUUAAUUUAAUAAAUAAAGUGAAACACGUACGUACGAAAA